AUGCCUCCCCUCAAACUCCUCUGCCUCCACGGCUACACACAAUCCGGCCCCCUCUUCCACGCCAAAUCCCGCGCCGUGAUAAAACACCUCACGAAGACCCUCCUCCCCACAACCGGCUACACAAUCACAACGACCUACCCAACGGGUCCCAUCCACCUCCUCCCCUCCGACAUUCCUGGCUACGAGCCCUCUACCACACAAGGGGGCUCCUCCACCACCAGCGAUGACACUCCCACCGAAGCCUACGGGUGGUUUCGACGCUCCUCGACCGCGAACCCACCGCUCUACACGGACCUGCACCUGGGUCUAGAGACGAUCGCGAACGUGAUCAAGACGGAGGGGCCGUUUGACGGUGUAGUGGGGUUCUCGCAGGGAGCGGCGAUGGCGGCGAUUGUGGCGGCGUUGUUGGAGCCCGGGAGGGAGGAGGUGAUGAGUAGGUUUGCGAAGGAGGGGAGUGUGUUUGAGGAGAACGGGGAGAAUGUUAAGGGAUUUGAAGUGCCGAGUGCUUGGUGGGAGUGUGUGAGGAGUGUUGGGCAGAGGGAGUUGAAGUUUGCGGUGUGUUAUAGUGGGUUUCGGGCGCCGGGGCCGAGGUAUAGGGGGUUUUAUGAGGGUGGGGUGAAGACACCUGUGUUGCAUGUGUUGGGGUCGUUGGAUGCGGUUGUGGAUGAGGGGAGGAGUAGGGCGUUGGUGGAGGUCACUGAUGCGGUGGAUGUGGAGGGGAGGGUGGUGGUGCAUCCUGGGGGGCAUUUUGUGCCGGCGCAGAGGCCGUAUUUGGAUGCUGUGGUGGGGUUUGUGAGGGGGGUUCUUGGGGAUGGUAAUGCGGCUGGGGGGAAGAAGGAGAAGGAGGAGGUGGAUGUUAAUGAGAUGGAGUUGCCGUUUUAA
Molecule: messenger RNA, 882 nt
Organism: Aspergillus luchuensis
Lineage: Eukaryota; Fungi; Ascomycota; Eurotiomycetes; Eurotiales; Aspergillaceae
Product: alpha/beta hydrolase
Exons: 1
Coding region: 1-882 (293 amino acids)
Cellular component (GO): nucleus; cytoplasm
Source: RefSeq, a predicted model, not a curated record